Molecule: messenger RNA, 2482 nt
Organism: Dicentrarchus labrax (European seabass)
Lineage: Eukaryota; Metazoa; Chordata; Actinopteri; Moronidae
Gene: pmm2
Product: phosphomannomutase 2
Exons: 8
Coding region: 194-946 (250 amino acids)
Biological process (GO): protein N-linked glycosylation; GDP-mannose biosynthetic process; mannose metabolic process
Cellular component (GO): cytosol
Molecular function (GO): phosphomannomutase activity
Source: RefSeq, a predicted model, not a curated record
GCUAAAGAAGAAGAAGCUGGUUUCUCUGGUUGUAGUUGUCGUCCACAACCUCAGCAGCUCUGCAGCUGGAUCAUACAGUGGAGAGAACGACGGAAGGACAGUGGGAGCAGAGCGCCCAACACUGAGCAUACACACUGUCACUGGAUAUUGGGAGUACAGUCCGAGCUGAUCUGGGAUCAGACUGACAGGCAAGAUGAGUGACGCCGCUGUGGACACGAGCACGCUCUGCCUCUUCGACGUUGACGGCACGCUCACGGCCGCGAGACAGCGCGUGACUCCAGACAUGGCAGAGUUCCUCGAGAAGCUGAGGACUCAGGUUCGAGUCGGGGUGGUAGGAGGGUCAGACCUCUGCAAGAUCAAAGAGCAGCUGGGAGAUGAUGUGAUCCAGAAAGUGGACUAUGUGUUUGCUGAGAACGGUCUUGUAGCCUAUAAGAAUGGACAGCUGCUCUCUGUCCAGUCCAUCCAGGCCCACAUGGGAGAAGAGCUACUACAAGAUUUCAUCAACUUCUGUCUCAACUACAUGGCCAAGAUCAAACUGCCUAAGAAAAGGGGGACAUUCAUUGAAUUCCGUAACGGCAUGUUGAACGUGUCCCCUAUUGGUCGCAGCUGUACGCAGGAAGAGAGGAAAGAGUUCUACGAACUAGAUCAGAAAGAGAAAAUCCGAGAGAAGUUUGUGUCCAUAUUGAAGGAAGAGUUCAAAGGAAGAGGGCUGACAUUUUCAAUCGGAGGCCAGAUCAGCUUUGAUGUGUUUCCUGAUGGUUGGGAUAAGAGAUUCUGUCUGGGGAUCGUUGAGAAAGACAACUACUCAACCAUUCACUUCUUUGGAGACAAGACCAAGCCUGGAGGAAACGACUACGAGAUCUACUGUGACCCUCGGACCAUCGGCCAUGAAGUCUCCUGUCCAGAGGAAACGCGACAGCUAUGUCAGCAGCUUUUCCUCUCCUGAGAGAGAGAGACCAAUAUAAUGCAGACAGAACUGGUGUCAUGGUGUCUUUGAUAACGCAUGGAAGGAGAGCGAAGAGCCACUGACAAACAAGAGGAGGGAUUUCUGGGUAUUUUGGGUCAGGGUUUGAAUGAGGGCUGUCAUGGCUUUGAAUGUUAAAGUAAUGGUUUGAAAAGUGAUCAGUGAAGUUCUUUUAAAUGAGUUUCUGGCUCGUGCUCUCAGCAUUACCUCGUGGUAAACGGUGAGCCAUGGUCCUUCCCAACAUACACUUAGCAGACUAAUGCAUCAUCCACAUGUAAUUAAGACCAAUCAUGAUUUUGAUCAUGAAAACAAAACUCAACUGGAAAUCUGUUUGCUUGGAUCUAUCAUUCCAGGUACUGCACGUCAAUAUCAGCUGAUUCUGAAUCUGCUUUUACUGAACCACAACCACCAUGUGUCAGACGCACAAAUACAGAAGACUACAUGCCACAGUUAAAGCUGCAGUAGGUAACUUUUAUAAAAUAACUUUCUGUCAUAUUUUCUGAAACUUUCACUAUAUCCUGACAGUCAAAGCUGAGAAAGUUUGUUGCUUGUUGAGCCUUAUUCCUAGGUUGUCAAAAACCAAUGCUAGGAAUGAAACUCAAUAAUCAACAUCUUUAAGCCUCAAACCCGAAGCAUCUUUCUUAUCUUUCUCGGCUCUGAUUGGUUGUUUUUGUUCAGACCCAGUGGAUUCUUGCAAAUCCCAUCAGGAUCACUAGGAGGAGCCAGAGGAACCUGAUUGUUUCACAGAUUAUCUGUCUCAUGUUCUACUGUCAGGAUAUAGGGAAAGUUUCAGUGAAUAUGACAGAAAGUUAUUUUUAUAAAGGUUACCUACCGCAGCUUUAAUGUAACAAACAGGUUGUCAGAAGCAUCAAUACUAUUAUUCUUUAGCAAAAGAACAGAUCUACAUCAGAUUUUCAACCCAAGCCUGCACAAAUGAAGCAGAGGGAAGAAAAUCAACUUGUCCUCAACCUUAAUAAUAAUGUACUUACAAACUCACCUGUCACCUUUCUUUUUAAAAGGUGUCGUUUUUCUAUACUAGUAUUGUAUCGAAGAUUAAAAUGAUGGUAUCGUGUCAACUUUAUAACAAACUGAUCCAAGGGCUGCUCUCCUUUCCAGAGCUCAUUAGUCAGUCAGAUCACGUCUUUUUCUUUGGAUUUUAUGUUGAAGUCUUUGCAGGUUUUACUCGUCUUUGUUCAGCAGUGUUAACUAUCUCUAUCCAAACAAACUGGAGCCAUAAUACACAUCACUUCCUGCGUGCUGUCAGAUGUUCUAGAACAGUACAUACAAAAAUAGUCUCAUGAAUGGUGUUAUGGCAGUCAGUAGAGAGAGGCAAGAAGUACAAAUAUUAUGUAACACUUCCUGCAGAGUCCCAGCAGCAGGGACAGGACCAGUGUCUGAAAAGUGAAGCUCUGUACAGUCAUGUCCUGUUCUCAGUACAUGGCACUUGAAUGAAGUAUCAACUUGUGUGAAGAUUGUUCUGUAAAAGAUGUGAGCAAUAAAAGAAGGGAAUAAUUCUCA